Dothidotthia symphoricarpi CBS 119687 is the source of this 798-nucleotide messenger RNA. Its product is annotated as Nicotianamine synthase. The coding region runs from base 1 to 798 and encodes 265 amino acids. Gene Ontology annotation, biological process: nicotianamine biosynthetic process. Lineage: Eukaryota; Fungi; Ascomycota; Dothideomycetes; Pleosporales; Dothidotthiaceae. The record is from RefSeq and is a predicted model, not a curated record. Gene Ontology annotation, molecular function: nicotianamine synthase activity. The transcript has 3 exons.
AUGACGACCCCAUGGACGCAAACGGCUGGUGUGGUGAAAUCGAACACAGUGCACGUGGCCACAGACUCGCCUCCCACAACCCCGUCAGCAAUAAGUACAUCUGCCCAUCAGCUUGUGUUUCAACUCCGGAACAUACUCGAAAAACUCUCAGCCCUCGAAACUUUGGUGCCAGGCAAAGAAGUCAACGAGCUUCUCACAGGGCUUGUGACCCUGUGUAUCACGCCCUAUCCCUCAGAGCUCACCGCCUAUUUCUUGAACAUUGACGGUGUACAAUCACUUUGUGAACAGUUACGUCCACUUUGUGCAACAGCGGAGGGUGAGCUAGAGAGAUAUUGGGCACAUCGCAUAUUUCAAGAUGCAUCCUCAGCAAGAGUGCAUAAUGUUGAUCGCGAUAUUGAGGCCCUUCAAGUCAGCCAAGGGCUAUGCGAGAAACUCGGGUAUGAAGAUCGAAUGAGUUUCUCGUGUGAAGACGUCAGUAUGGACUCCGGCCAGGCGACAAGUGGAUUAUACGAGACGGACUGGAAAUCCUUCGAUGCCAUCUUUUUGGCUGCGCUCGUGGGUCUGGACACAAAUGCCAAACUCGGCAUUCUGGAAUCUCUGAGUAAGAAAUUGGAGCCAGGGACGCUGGUCGUGGCAAGGAGUGCGCGGGGACUAAGAAGCGUGUUGUAUCCGGUUCUUGAACUUUCACAGGAUUUACAACGUAUCGGGUUUGAGGUCCUAGCCGAAGUGCAUCCCUGGACGAAAGUGGUAAAUUCGGUCAUCGUUCUAAGAGUUAUGGAAGUAUGCGACAUGGACUGA